Molecule: messenger RNA, 336 nt
Organism: Nicotiana attenuata
Lineage: Eukaryota; Viridiplantae; Streptophyta; Magnoliopsida; Solanales; Solanaceae
Exons: 3
Coding region: 1-336 (111 amino acids)
Source: RefSeq, a predicted model, not a curated record
AUGGGGUUGCACCAGGGAUUGGCUCUUAGCCCAUUUUUGUUUGACUUGGCGAUGGAUGUACUGUCUCGUCACAUCCAAGGUGAGGUGCCUUGGUGCAUGCUAUUUGCUGAUGAUAUAGUGUUGAUAGACGAGAUGCGUAGCGAAGUUAACGCGAGGUUGGAGGUAUUGUACUCCGUGUUGCUAUUAUUGGAUACUGUUUUCCUUCCUUGCUUCCCUCUUCUUCUUCUUGCCCCUCCUGAGCCGAUGUUUUUCUCAUCUAUCACGUUCUGUUCGAAAAUUGAAAAUUCACCAGGAAAGCAUCGGCCUAUGUCCAAGAUGAUCUUGUGCUACAACUAG